Molecule: messenger RNA, 519 nt
Organism: Linum trigynum
Lineage: Eukaryota; Viridiplantae; Streptophyta; Magnoliopsida; Malpighiales; Linaceae
Source: the annotation of a GenBank genome assembly
AUGGCGGCGCUGGCGGAUCGAAUGAAGGAAGUACAGGGGCCUCUUCGUGAUGGCGCCGGCGCUGUCAGCUGCAGGAGUGUAAGACUUCUCCAGCAGGUGGUGGAGAAGUCGGUUGUCGAUCUGCAGGGUAGAGGCCUUCGUCCUCCCGGACCGGAAGGGACGCGUCUGGCCUGGCCGAGCCAGGCUGGUGUACAGCCUCCCGAAGUCCACCUCCGGUGGCUCAUUCACCUCGGUGACUUAGUCCUCACGGUCGUCGAGGUCGAGGUCGAGAGCCUCGGCCAGCUCGUGGUAGCUCAAGGACCGGGGGACCCCGCCCAGCCUGAAUUGGACGGCCGUACCGUCCUGCCAGUUGUCCGUGGUAUUGUGCUUGAAGGUCGUGUAGAACUCCCACACCGGCUCGUAGUAGACCUUCUCGCAGAGCUGGAGCAGACGGCGCCAGGCGGUGUUGGCGACCGCGGCGGAGAGCUGCUCGUAGCAGUGCAAUCGCCGAAACUCCCGUUUGGACCAGCAAUGGUGUGA